CAUAAGUACCUGAAGCUGCCUUUAGCCCGCCAACAGCUCGGACCCUGUGAGAGUCCCAAGACUGUCAGUUUAAUUGAUCGCCUGCUCAUAAUUAGCUCUAAACUAGCAAAUACGACAACGACUAGUCUUCAAGUCUUCGUUCCGGGGAACCCGCUCGUCGUUUUCGGGCUAUACGCGCUAUCCUGGCUGCUUACAUUCCACGAGCAUUUACUUAGCCAAACUAUAUUCACCAGGAACGUGCAACACUGUGACAUCUGAAGUCAAGCAAAGUAAUCUGACUGCGACGGGAGGUGCAGCGACGCUAGGGCGUAGCCAUGGAGGACGCGUUGGCUCGUAAGGAGCGUCUGAAAGCUCUGCGGGCUGCUGCACAAGCAGCGGAGACAGAUGGCGGGGCAGAACCGGCGGCCGAGGAGCCUGAAAAGCCAGUGCUGAAGUUCCGGAACUACGCUGUUCAGGACACUAAGCGGAUAGACUACGAGCAGGUCGAGGCCGCCCAGCCGCCCAAGUUUGAGGCACCCAAAGUGGACACCAAGCCCGAGGACCUGCCGCAGGAGGAGCUGCUAGUGAACAUCGCGCCCAAGAAGGCCAACUGGGACCUCAAGCGUGACGUGCAGCCUAAGCUGGACAAGCUGGAGCGCCGCACGCAGCGAGCCAUGCUGGACAUGAUGCGCGAGGAGGAGCGCCGGAGGCUGGAGGAGGACGGCGGCGUGCAGGACUAGAGCGGCUGAUGGGGAGGACGAAGGGCAGGGGAGGAUUCCGCGGUGGAAGGGCGGAACGGGAGAGUGAGGGUGGAGAUGGUGGGGGUGGUUGGCGUGAGAUGGACAAUAAGGGGUAACUGCUGCUAGGACUAGGAUUCAGGUUGCUACGAAGGCUACGCGCUGCGGGCGGCUGCGGGACUGUGGGAGUUGCGGUUGGAAGGCAAAGCCUGAUGUGCGGCGACAAGGUGGCAACCCGCCGCAAGAUGCGCCGGGUGGGGCAGGUGCAGGCGACCGGGCGCCCGAGGUGGUGGCCGCGCGUAGUGGCUGGCAGGGCGUGCGAACUGCUGGGUGGCGUGCCGCUCGUGCAAGGAUGAGGUCUGCGUGAACGCAUACUCAUGCCUAUCAGCGUGCAAUUCUGGGCAUUGAGUCUUGGCCACCUGGUGGCGUGGUUGGAUGCGGGAGUUCCGGGUGUUUUCGCCGGCUGGUGUCUAGGUAGUGGUCCGCGGUGGGGCUGGCAGGGCAUGCGUAGCGGCAUGACUAGAGUGCGGCUGUUGACAACCGUGCUGCGUCUGGCUGCGGUUGGCCCUGCUGUGGCAUCGCGACUGCUAGAUAGGCACCUGGUUUGGCUAUGUGCCUGUGGAAAACGACCCCGGCUAUGUCCGGGCGAUGAGGUUGUUCGGCCUCAGACUGAGGAGGGGCUCAGCCCCUUGUCCCGUGACCGGGGAACACUUGUCCCUUGAG
Messenger RNA from Chlamydomonas reinhardtii, 1439 nucleotides. RefSeq lists its product as uncharacterized. Gene Ontology annotation, cellular component: U2-type spliceosomal complex; post-mRNA release spliceosomal complex. The record is from RefSeq and is a predicted model, not a curated record. The transcript is spliced from 3 exons. NCBI's taxonomy places the organism in Eukaryota, Viridiplantae, Chlorophyta, Chlorophyceae, Chlamydomonadales, Chlamydomonadaceae. Bases 315 to 719 code for a protein of 134 amino acids.